AAACAACAAUCAAUAUAGUACCAAAGAAAACUACAAUCUCAUGAUCAUUGAUACCGAAGAUGGAAGGAUUCCGGUUCAAAUUUCAUCACGGUUUAUUCCGGUUAAACCGGUUUUGCUUACUCAAUUUAUAUGUUUUUUUUUCUUUGUUGUAGAGCAAAAAAGGCCUAGAGAGAGAUUUUUGGGGUUUUUUUAUUAUUCGGAUUAGAGAGAAAAAUAAAAAGACCCUUUUAAUAUCAAAAUUAGGUGGCGCGAAAAUAACGCCCUCUCUCUCUCACUCUUUCCUUUUUUUCUCUCUCUUUGAUCUCCUCGAACCCAUCAUCUUAAAUCGCCCGAUCAAUUCUAUCUCCGGCGGUCUAGCAUUUUUCAUCGCCGGCGAAACAUUUUUUACCAAUUCUCCAGCUUGGCUAAUCAACUCCGAUCACGUUCCGUAUUCCCAAAUUCGAUCUCGAAGGGGGACAUAGAGAAGUCUUUCGCGAAGGAGAAUCACGAGACUUUGAUUACUUUUGGCACUCUUAUGUUUUCUUACUGAAUAAAGGGACUUCAUUUACAGCAACUGGAGCUGUUUUUAUUGUUUACCUCCAAGCGCAUAAUUAAACGAGAGGCAUGAAGAACUGCUGAAUUCAAUCAAUGCAAGUUUGUUUCGUUAGCUUGAAUGGAUGUAGCAACAGAUACUACAAGGCGGCGUCUUCUUCCAUCCGACAAGAACAAUGCAGUUGUUGCCACCCGCCGUCCUCGAACAAUGGAGGUCAGUUCAAGAUACAGAUCACCCACGCCUACCAAAAACGGGCGAUGCCCUUCCCCAAGCGUCACAAGGCCAACAGUGUCUUCAAGCUCUCAAUCUGUGGCUGCAAAAAGAGCAGUUUCAGCAGAGAGGAAGCGUCCUUCAACACCACCAUCUCCGACUAGUCCCUCCACGCCGAUACGUGACUUGUCUAUAGACUUACCAGCUUCAUCUAGGAGGCUAUCUACUGGUCGUUUGCCUGAAAGCUUAUGGCCUUCCACUAUGAGAAGCCUCAGUGUUUCGUUUCAGUCUGAUUCAGUCUCUGUCCCUGUUAGUAAGAAGGAGAGACCGGUUAGUAGUUCUUCUGGUGAUCGAACAUUGAGACCUUCUUCGAAUAUAGCUCAAAAGCAUAAGGCUGAAACGACCUCUGUAUCAAGGAAACCUACGCCAGAGAGGAAAAGAAGUCCAUUGAAAGGGAAGAAUAAUGUGUCUGAUCUUUCAGAGAAUUCGAAACCUGUAGAUGGUCCUCAUAGUCGGUUAAUAGAACAGCAUCGGUGGCCUAGUAGAAUUGGUGGAAAGAUCACUUCGAAUUCUUUAAACAGAAGCUUGGAUCUUGGUGACAAGGCUUCAAGGGGUAUACCAACUUCAGGGCCUGGAAUGGGGCCGUCUCUUAGGAGAAUGUCACUUCCAUUGUCCAGCAGUUCACGACCUUUGCAUAAAACUUCUAGUAACACAUCUAGUUAUGGUGGCUUAGUGUCUCCAACAAAGUCGGAAGAUAAUAACAUAGCUCGAACUUCUGGGGCUCAAAGACUAUUGUCUGCAGGUUCGUUGGAUAGAGCAACAUUAGCAACGGCUGUAGCUAGGUUGCAUCCAUUGCCUGCUCCUGGAUCUCGCCCUGCUUCACCAAGUAGAACAUCGUUUUUGUCUUCAUCGUCUAUUUCCCGAGGUAUGAGUACUUCGAGAGGAGUGAGUCCAUCAAGAGGACUAAGCCCUUCUAGAGGAUUGAGUCCUACAAGAGGUUUAAGUCCUUCAAGAGGGUUAAGUCCUUCGCGCGGCACAAAUACAUCCUGUUUUGCUAGACCAUCAACUCCACCUUCAAGAGGGAUAAGUCCUUCACGGAUAAGACAAACCACCACUUCCACACAAUCCAGUACCACAACUUCGGUUCUCAGCUUCAUCACGGAUGUCAAGAAAGGCAAAAAAGCAAGCUAUAUCGAAGAUGUUCAUCAACUGCGCUUGCUCCACAAUAGAUAUUUACAGUGGCGAUUUGCAAUUGCACGAGCUGAAUCUGUAAUGUAUAUUCAACGACUAACUUCCGAGGAAACACUGUUCAAUGUGUGGCAUGCGAUAUCAGAACUACAGGAUCAUGUGACCAGGCAAAGGAUUGGCCUACAACAGCUAAAGCUAGAGAUCAAGCUCAACUCAUUAUUAAACGAUCAGAUGGUGAGCCUUGAAGAUUGGGCCACACUUGAAAGAGAUCAUGUUAGUUCUUUAGUUGGAGCCAUAUCAGAUUUAGAAGCAAACACUCUUCGCCUUCCAGCUACUGGAGGAACAAAGGCGGACACAGAAUCUUUGAAAGCAGCUAUGUCCUCGGCCCUCGAUGUAAUGCAGGCUAUGGGAUCGUCCAUUUGGUCUUUACUCUCAAAGGUGGAGGAGAUGAACAUAAUGGUAACAGAACUCGCUGUUGUAGUAACAAAAGAGAGUUCUAUGCAAGGAAAAUGCGAAGAUCUUCUGGCCUCAACUGCGAUCAUGCAGGUAAAUGAAUAACAAUCCAAUACUAUAAUGAACAAAUGAAUUGAAACUGAGAUUUUGUAAAAUGAACAGAUAGAAGAGUGUAGUCUCAGGACUCAUCUGAUACAAACUAGGCGAGAAGAAGGAGAAGACGCAGAGACUCCACCUCCAUUGUUGCCAUUAAGCAAGUUUCCAUGGCCAUAAAUAACAAAAGCUUACAGUUCCCACACGCUCAACACUGAUCACCUGUAAAUUGCUCUUUGAUGCCCCCACAUUUCUCUUGUCGAGAUCCUUUUUUGAUCUUUGCUUGUUGAAGUUUUCUUCUUCUUUUUUUUGGUAUAAAAACAUUAGCUUAGGAAAAAAGGAAGUGGAAGAUCACGAGUUCGAAAGUCUUAGGAUACCAAAAAGGAAAUUUAUUUUGUUCACAAAUCACAUGUAAGCUCUGAUGUGGGGUUUAUUCUUUAGUAUCAUUUAGUGUAGAAAUCAUAACAAAAUUUAAUUUUAGGACUGUUUUUUGGCUUUUCUGUUAUAUAUUUUUUGACAAAAAUUCACUAACAAGAUGUGUAUGUGCUCCUCUU
Molecule: messenger RNA, 3030 nt
Organism: Arabidopsis thaliana (thale cress)
Lineage: Eukaryota; Viridiplantae; Streptophyta; Magnoliopsida; Brassicales; Brassicaceae
Gene: QWRF8
Product: QWRF motif protein (DUF566)
Exons: 6
Coding region: 653-2488 (611 amino acids)
Source: RefSeq, marked reviewed